AUGCAAAUCAAAGACGAUUCUUCCCUAAAAUGGCCAGAGAAGGUGAAGGGAGAUCCCAAUAAGCGCAAUAAGAGUAAAUAUUAUCGCUUCCACAGGGACCAUGAGCAUGACACAGAUGAAUGUUAUGACCUGAAGCAGCAGAUUGAGAAUCUUAUUAGACCAGGAAAGCUGAGGCACUUCAUUGGAAGGGAUCAUAGAGAUGAGAAGUUGAAAGGAAAAAUGGAGGAAUCGUCCCGGCCCCCACUAGGAGAGAUAAGGAUUAUCGUUGGAGGAAACUCGAUGGGGCAAUCUUCCAAGUCGAAGAAGACAUAUCUCAAAGUGGUGCAAAACGUCCAGCUAUCUGGACGAUCACCACGGACGAGGACAAGGGACGAGCCGGCCAUUUCCUUCACCGACGAAGAUGCUGAGAGGAUCCAUCACCCGCAUGACGAUGCGAUUGUCAUUACUCUGCUUAUUGCAGAUUAUACGACCGGGAGAGUGUUAAUUGAUAAUGGAAGCUCAACGGACAUAUUGUACUACCCUGCCUUCCAACAGAUGAGGCUUGGGCAGGAUCAACUUCGUCCAGUCUGCUCACCACUGAUAGGGUUCGGAGGAAUGAAGGUGCAGCCCGCAGGCACCAUUACAUUACCAGUGGUGGUAGGGUCAUACCCGCAGCAGAUAACUAGGGAAGUCAAUUUCCUCGUGGUGGACUGUUCGUCUUCAUAUAAUGCCAUUAUUGGAAGACCAACUCUGAACAGUUGGAAGGCGAUAACAUCUACCUACCAUCUAUCAGUCAAAUUCCCUACGGAGUACGGGAUAGGGCAAGCACAAGGAGAUCAGUUGGCAGCUAGAGAAUGCUACUUAGCCAUGAUGGCUUUGGAUGAACAGAUGUAG
Messenger RNA from Quercus robur (English oak), 873 nucleotides. RefSeq lists its product as uncharacterized. The transcript has a single exon. The coding region runs from base 1 to 873 and encodes 290 amino acids. Lineage: Eukaryota; Viridiplantae; Streptophyta; Magnoliopsida; Fagales; Fagaceae. The record is from RefSeq and is a predicted model, not a curated record.